Molecule: messenger RNA, 2451 nt
Organism: Vidua chalybeata
Lineage: Eukaryota; Metazoa; Chordata; Aves; Passeriformes; Viduidae
Exons: 13
Coding region: 349-2265 (638 amino acids)
Cellular component (GO): cytoplasm
Source: RefSeq, a predicted model, not a curated record
AGCACGCCACAGUGCUUGGUGCACGCAUCAGGACAGGACAGAACCGAGUAGUGCUGUGAGGAGCCCCCCCACAGCGUGCUCAUUUGUGUCUGACCCAGCAAUUUUCCAAGGCGUUAUUCCUGCAGCUGACCUCGCGGCCAGACUGUGGGACUUGGUGAUCAGAAUCAUUUACGAGGAGUCUCCUGUCAUUGUGGCAGGAGCCCUCCAGACCACAGUGCAGGACUUGCUGUCCUGCAGCCUUCCUGAGGCUCCUCUGUCUCAGGUGCCUUCAAGGCUCAACUGCAAUUGUUGACUUGGAUAUAUCCUGAGACAUCUCUCUAGAAGUUGCCUUCAAGGUUAGCUGGUGGAAUGGCGGGCAGAUUUCUCAGCCUGUGCAAAGUGUUCAGGAGGGGAAAAAAGAAAGGCCCUGGAGCUGCCCCAGCACAACAGCCUGAAGAGCCAGAGCAGAUCCAGACACUGCAGGAUGAUGCAGCCCUGGGCCGGACACAGGAGCGGGAACCCGCCUGUGGCCGCUUCCACAGAACCCUGAAGAUGUUCCGGAGGUUCCUGCACAUUCGGCGUAGAAAGACCUCAGUGAAUGAGGAUGUGGCCAUCACAACCGCCAAAACCAGAGAGACUCAGGGCCUCACAAAUACUGGUACCACGCCUGCUCCAACUAUGAUUCCUUCUCCCACUAUGGAUUUUUUCAAAGAGAGUGCUGUUCCUCCUCAGCAGCGGGUGCCAGCCAAGGUGAAGGACAUCCACCAGAGUCUCCUGUCCCACGUCUCUGCGGAUGCCAGGCUGCAAAGGGACAUUGUGAGGCUGGCUGAAGAACACCCUGCUGACGUGGUGCUGACCCUCCUGCACUGUGCCCCAACAUGUGACAGAGCAGCUGCAAUGAUGUGGAGAGCCAUAGCCUCAUCGGGACCAGCAGUGGAGAAAGUGCUGCCAACACUGCUCUGUGUGAUGGAGGACUGGCCACAGCACAGAAUGUGCACCUCCGAUGGGGACAACGAGGAUGUUUUUGCCCUGGCUGCAGCUCUGGUGAUCUGGGUGAUUGUGCCCGAGUACAACAAGGCGAUGAUCCCUUUUACUGGGCGAUUGUUUGUGGCUCUGCUCUUCCAUGUUGCCAUCACCACACAGCAGAUGCCACCAGAGGAAGUUGCUAACUUCUGGAGAGCAUGCCGGGAGGAACAACACCUUCCCAGCGAGCCCAACAGGUUUGCAGUGCAGGCCAUGAAGGCUCUGCUCUACCGACUGCCGUGUGACAAGGUGGUGAUGGCUAUGGAGCGCAAGCAUGGCUGGGACACGCUGCUGUGUGCUCACACCCAGCACUAUGCCGUGGGUCUGCUGGCCAGGGAGAUGCGCCGUGUCUCAAUCCUUUUCUGUUCUUGCAUCGCACCCCACGUGCUCUGGCACCUCAGCAGGGAGGAGCCGUGCUGGGAUCUGCCUGCCCUGGCAUUCCUUGUGGAGGUCCUGGAUUGCCUGGACUUGAGUAAAUGUGGUGGCAGCGUCCUGAACAUCAUGUCAAGGCACCUCCAGAGUGAAUGCAGUCAGAGGCGUCGCCUGGCACUCAGAGGCCUCGUGCUGCUCAGCAAGGAUCCCUCGAUGGCCGGAAGGAUGUGCAGUCUGUCUUGCAGCCUUCUGGAGCUGCUGAGGGAUGCAGAUGGAGAGGUGGUCAGCAUGAGGCUCCGUGUGCUCACGAAUGUGCUCCCGCACCACAGCAUCCUGCUAUCCAGCAACAGUGCCCCAAAGCUGGCUGAGGUGCUCCUGCUGCUCUUUGACCACGACAACAGCCACGUGCAGUUGCUCUGCAUUCAGCUCUUCUGUAAGCUGAUGGAAUUGGUAGCGGAUGAGGGGAAAAAGCCCCUGAAGACAAUUGUCAUCAAGAGCCUGUACGCACUUUUAAUCUACUGCCAUGAUGACAACUGGCACGUGGCAAAGGCCUCUCGGGAAACGCUGCAUUGUGCAGCCAAGUUCCUGACGAGGAGAGAUCUCGAACAGCUGGUGGAGAAGGAGCAGCUGUCAAAGUUUGUCAAGUGCCUGCUGGCAGGGGACAGGAGCCGAGCGGCUGAGCAUCUGUGCCCUAACACUGAAAUUCACGCCAAGUUAGCCCUAAGAGCUGAAGAAGUGGGGUCAUCCUCUGGAUCCAGGCAAUCAGUGUCCCAAGAACAGCACCAGGAGACACUGAAGAGGACAUCAUCUCUUAGUGCUGCUGGUGCUCCAGGCAGAGCUGAUGCUGGCCACAAUUUUUGUGGCUUCAGCCCUCUCCCUGCCUCUACAUAGCUCCCUCCCUCUAGAUAGCUCCCUCCCUCCAGCCCUCAGACACUGUCCGUCACCUUUUUUUCCCUCCACUCUUCCUGCCUUUUGACCGCUCCAUUUCUCUAGCCCUCAGACCCUGCCCAUUCCCGUUUUUUACCUCCCAGCUCAUCCCUUUGUUUCAUCUUCCAUUAAUAAAGAGUUUGGCUUUUU